GUCACGUGCACUGCUUGGCAACGUCGCGCGACCUGUAUGCGAUGUUCCGCUACCGGAGCGGCAACACCGCGCGAGUGCGAGCGCUAUGUUUGCGCUAUACUCGCCAUACCGGCACCGACCGGCGUCCUGCGCGCCGCGACCCAGCGCUAACUGAAUGCUGACAUUUAUCGUGAUCGCUCGCUCGUUGGCUACACACUGCACUCGAUUACCACAGGGAAAGUUACUUAAAAGAUAUUCGUGCGUGACAUUCGGUUAUGUAAACCUGUUGGUAUCGGUACGGCGGCAUGCGCUAGCCUCGCUUCGUGUAGCGCGGGAUAGCUCGCGUCGCGCCAGUGUCGCGCGGCCCCGGCCCGCCUCUCGCAGCGGCCCCGGCUCGGCUGGCGCCAUGGCGACGCGCGAAGACCGCGAGCGGCUCAUCGACGAGGUGAAGAAGUUCCCGGUGCUGUACGACACGCGGCACGAGCACCACCGCGACAUCGACGUACGCGACCGCUGCUGGACCGAGAUCGCCACCAAGCUCGGCGCCAACAGCGAGGUUCUAAAGCGCGAAUGGAAGAUCCUGCGCGACUCGCUGCGGCAGUCGCUGAAGAAGGCGCGCGGCGGCGCCACCACCAAGGCCGGCGUGCCCUGCAAGAAGUGGCGCUUCCAGGCGCGCAUGGCCUUCGUGCUGCCGUACAUGACGCGCCGGAGCCAGCAGGCACUCAGGCAGGAUGACAUCAAGUCGGACGCGGACGCCGAGAGCGGCCUAGCGGGCGAGGCGGGCGAGGUGGGCGAGCCAGGCGACGCGGGCGAGUACCAGCUGAGCGGCGGCGGGGGCGGGGGCGGCGGCGCGGGCGCGGUGGGGGGCGCGGCGCCGGACGCGCUGGAGCUGUUCUUCGCGUCGGUGUGCGCCAGCGCGCGGCGCCUGCCGCGGCCGCUGCAGCGCGCGCUCAAGCGGCAGGUGCUGGACGCGCUGCUGCACGCCGAGCAGCGCGCCGACGACGCCGACCUCGCGCCCCUCGCGCCCGACCACGCGAGAGACUCCAAACCCGUGCUCUACAAUGACUUUUAAUAUCCACUUGCGACCGAUUUUUGUAUCGAUAAAUUACAGAUCCAACAUAUAACAUUAUAGACGUUUUCAUAAAUUAAUAAAUAAACAUACGUACGUUUUAA
Messenger RNA from Pectinophora gossypiella (pink bollworm), 1152 nucleotides. RefSeq lists its product as uncharacterized. Lineage: Eukaryota; Metazoa; Arthropoda; Insecta; Lepidoptera; Gelechiidae. Gene Ontology annotation, biological process: regulation of transcription by RNA polymerase II. Gene Ontology annotation, cellular component: nucleus; transcription regulator complex. The record is from RefSeq and is a predicted model, not a curated record. The coding region runs from base 155 to 1051 and encodes 298 amino acids. The transcript is spliced from 4 exons.